Molecule: messenger RNA, 678 nt
Organism: Melampsora larici-populina 98AG31
Lineage: Eukaryota; Fungi; Basidiomycota; Pucciniomycetes; Pucciniales; Melampsoraceae
Exons: 1
Coding region: 11-484 (157 amino acids)
Source: RefSeq, a predicted model, not a curated record
GCCUCGGCCAAUGUCUUCAGCUUCUUCCUCCUCUUCAGCGUCCUUGAAGCCACAGGUUACGCGGCUGCCGUCUAUCAAUCAACUCGAUUCCUUCCUUCCUUCACUUCCACGUCUCCAUCAUCUUGCACCUCUACCGACACCACCGCCCAUGUUCAUACCGACCACAUCACAGUCUUCGGUGAUGAAUCCUAGGGGAGUAUCACCGACACCACAUGGCCCUAUAUCCUAUCAACAUUCGACUCCUUCGACCUUACCUCAUCUUGCAUUCAAUCUGACUCCUGUCCCUUCCAUGCGGGCAUCAGCCCCACUUUUGAACCCCCCUUCCUUUGACGCUUUUGCAGCCGCUGCUGCUGCCCAUACCACUACUAAAAGCACCGGUAGCAGCACCAGUGCCCGUACAGGGACAAGUGUGAGCCCUGCCUCUUCGCAUAAGAACAUUGAACUCAAUCCUCCCCAUCUCCAUAAUGCUGUUCAUUUUUCUUAGGAUGAUGUCUGUGAAGGCUUCGAGAGCGAUAAUGGGGUUUAUGUUGUUUUAAUUGUCUCCAGCUCUAUCUCUUGUUUUACUGUAUCAAUUUUUACAUAGAGGGUAUGGGAAUAAUGUUGGUAAACUGUGUCACUAGUCAUGAGUUGAUGUCAUACUUGCAUAUGAUAAUAGAGAACAUGACGCUUCUUAAUUCG